CUGUCAUCCUCCAACCUCAACUGAGCCUAGUGACCGACGACCGAGUCUGCCACUGUGCUGACGAUUCAGCCUCUUCCUUCCCUGCCAUACUACCUGACUGAAACUCUUUCGCUUGGCACCGCGCCUCCCCCGGAGGGAGAGACGGACCACUCAGAUCUGGUGUGGAAGCCUCCGGGUGAAUCACUCCCAUGACAAAAACAGACGACACCCCCAGCAUCGAGUCCGUCGAUGCCUUCGCGCGGCAGCUAUAUCGGCGCACUCGCGAUGCUGGCACGGAUUUCGUCGACCUGGCAAUAGCCAUCCGCAACCUCCACACCUCAUUAAAGCAUCUGGACGCCGAAGCCCAGGACGGCGACUCGCCCCUUCAUGACCGGUCGAACCCCGGUGGUGGCGUGACGCAAGUUUCCGUUUAUACGAGGCAGUUAGGGUCCCUCAUUGAGGAUAGUGAUUUUGCCCUCAAGCAGGUCAACACCAUCCUCGAGAAAUACGGGGAAACCGCCGAGGGAGGAGCAAGAAGGAACUCAGACCUGUCAGAAACGGCCCGCAAGAUCGAUCUCAUUCGAGGAGAUGUCGUCUCCCAGAAUAUGAAGAUCGAUAUCUUUCUCGACACUGUCCAGCUACAUAACCCUGUGAAGACACAACCUGCCCUUGGGAACGUUGACGAUCAACAAAUGGAUGAGAUCAAGAACAAGGUGGAUGCCGUCGCCAACCGUUUGUUUGCCCAACGGAAGGACCGCUCGCCAAUAGAGGCGGACGAAGAUGAGCUAUGGCGCAGUUUCAAGACGGAGCUGGAGCGGGAGGGCUUCUCGCCCGAAGUGUUGCGCAAAAACAAGGACGUCCUGCGUGCAUACAUUCGCGAGCUUGAGUCUCACCAAGCGCUCGGCGGCGGGACACCGCCAUCGGUACGCGGGUUGCUUGAGUGGGAUGCCAAACCGCCAAUGACUACCGCAUCUGCGUCGUACCCAAUUCGCGACGGAGACUCGAAGCCCAACCCGGACACCGGACAUCACAGCAAUGAAGGGCGGUGGCGCGUACCGACGCCCGAACGGGCUGACCAUAUGCCCCUUUAUCCCCAGCCAUCUUCUCCCGCUCUUCCUCAGUUGAGCUUCGAGCAGUCCACUUCGUCCGAGUUGUCUGAAACGGAACCUAGUCCUCCAUCUAGCACAGCUCUCAUCUCGACCAGAGAGCUUAUGGCUUUUGAUCGUUAUUCGACUGGGAAGGUUGCUGCCCUCACCGCUGUGGGCGCCUCCCUCUUGUCACCUACUCGGGCCCCGUUUUAUUUCAUCUCACCCGGCACGUCCCCCAACACGAGAUACCUCCCGCCGGGAGCUCAACCCUUGCCCAUCCCUGGCGCUGUUGCGCCCGGGCCCGACGGCCAGCCAGUAGUGGUACCCCCUCCUCCCUACUCAAGCACCUUAUCCCCAGGCUCGCCGCCGCCUCCCUAUGGCAGCAGCUUGACCACUUCCGCCUCGGAUGCUGCCUGGGAUCUCACAACGCUACCGGCCUCAGCUCCCGCCGCCGGUCAUGACCUGCAGCAGUACCAAACCCCACCACGGCAACAGAGCAACCUUGCUCCCGACAGCAAGGGCCAAACCAUUCCUUUGGACGCCACAUGGACCAAGGUUGACCGCAAACUGAUAUCGCCUGAAGUGCUGGAGGAGGCGGGCGUGCGGUAUGAGGCCCGGCCCAAUUUCGUCGCCGUGCUCGGGGUCCUGACGCGCGAGCAAAUCGAGGCGUACGCGCGAAAGAGUUUCGAGGUGCGUAACGCGAGGAGCUCCCCCGCAGCCAGAGCCGCCGAGGCCGAGAUGCGGGCGAGCCAGGAAACGUACGGUGACCACUAUAGAAAGAGAGGAGGAGGCGGCGGCCGUAGGGAAUCUGCAAGGGACGACGGACCGGAUGCGCUCUUCGAUGCGAGCGAGAGCGACGACGACGACAACAACCGCCGCAGAGGAGCCGCUCGGUCCGGUGGUCGCAACCGAUACACACCAAAGGAAUACGGCCCGAACAAGCACCUCGACGGCGAAGACGACGAAAAGGGCUCCAAGGUCUACCCCAUUAUCGUCUCCCCGCCGGCGAGCGUCAACGGUGACAGCCUCUCGCCCUCGAGUACGGUAGCACCGAAGCCGAUUCUAAAGAACAAGAACCCGAACCAUGUGCGGUUCGAACGCAGUGGCCCAAGGGAGAUCUCGCCAGCACAGUAUUCCGAUCGCCGUCGCGACCGGGAGCGGGAGCGGGAGCGGGAGCGGGAGCGGGAGCGGGAGCGGGACCGGCCGCGGGAUCGAGACCGAGAUCGGGAACGGGACAAGGAGAGGCCGAGGCGAGAUAAGUCGCGGGAGAGGUCGAGAGACAGGUCACACGGCGUGGCGGAUGGAGAGCGGGAUAAGGAGAGGGACCGGGAAAGAGAUCGCGAAAGAGAUCGAGAAAGGGAUCGGGAUGCGGAGCACCGCUCGUCAAAACGACACUCGGAACGAGACCGAGACCGAGAUCGGGAAAAAGAUCGGGAUCGGGAUCGCGACCGUGACCGUGAUAGGGACCGUGAUAGGGACAGAGAUCGGGAUAGAGAUCGUGACCGCGACCGCGACCGUGACCAGCGAGGACAGGGAGAAGAGGACCGGCCGUCGAGGAGGACCGCCCUGAAAGACGCUGCCGGUGCCAUUGGUGUCAGCGGCGCCGCGGCUACGCUGCUGAGCGUCUUGACGCAGGCCGUGACCCAUCUCUAAGACGGGGCGUGUGUCUCCUUUGCUUUUCUUGUCUUUUUUCCUGUCCCUUUUCUUAUGUAGGAGGAAGAAAAAGAUCAGCGAUGGGGGCUUU
Chaetomium fimeti is the source of this 2811-nucleotide messenger RNA. RefSeq lists its product as uncharacterized. Bases 189 to 2720 code for a protein of 843 amino acids. The transcript is spliced from 2 exons. NCBI's taxonomy places the organism in Eukaryota, Fungi, Ascomycota, Sordariomycetes, Sordariales, Chaetomiaceae. The record is from RefSeq and is a predicted model, not a curated record.